GUGACCUUAUCGAUAUGAUGUUGACACGUCUAGUUUAGUUUAUUUAUAUUUUCACCAAAAAUCAUUUUAAGCAGAAAUUUAUGGCUGACUUUCAAGAGCAGCUGCGACAAUAUCGCCUUCAGAAGCGAAGGCAGGAGACCGUUGACAACUUCAAGACGAAACUACGCCGCUUCUGGAUGUUGGGCACAGGAGCCAACAAAGAUACCACCAUCGAGGUACAACAGGCACCAGCCACAACCAAGGCCCAGGAUACAGCUGCAGAAUCCCCUGAUGAGGCUGCUUUCUCCAGUGAAAAUGAAUUAAUGCCAGCGGAAAGUACCUCCAGAUCUACAGAGCACCAUCACAAGGAAAACAAUGCCCUUAAGUACACCCUCUGGGGUGUUUACUUUCUGUUCUGGGUCACCCUCUAUGUGAUAGCAAUUGAACUGAAGUUCGGACUGGUCUUCCUCAUGUUUUCCGCUCUGUUUGGAAUAUAUUUCAAUACCAGGACAGGUCCCAGGAAUCGCAACGAGAUGAGUGCCUAUAGUGUCUUCAACAAGAACUGUGAGAGCAUCGAUGGCACCCUGAAGGCAGAGCAAUUUGAAAGGGAAAUACGCUAUGGUUCAGGCAGUGUUCGAUAGGGGGCCUUACCAUUUAAAAUGUAAUUUAGAUAAAUUAAUAUAAACUAAAAAAUUUAAUAUAAAUAACUCUUGAUAAGGGGAAGAGUGAACAGCAGGAGAAAUGUGUUAAAUGUACUUGUGAUUAUAUCUCAAAAGCUUUAUACAGAAACCUUUAGGUCUCUUGAAAGUGUAAAUUCCCAUUAAAUAUUCCUCUAAUUCUGCUUUUUAUAUGA
Messenger RNA from Drosophila serrata, 832 nucleotides. RefSeq names its product SAYSVFN motif domain containing 1 (gene Saysd1). The record is from RefSeq and is a predicted model, not a curated record. NCBI's taxonomy places the organism in Eukaryota, Metazoa, Arthropoda, Insecta, Diptera, Drosophilidae.